Messenger RNA from Zootermopsis nevadensis, 4462 nucleotides. RefSeq names its product organic cation transporter protein. Gene Ontology annotation, biological process: transmembrane transport. Gene Ontology annotation, cellular component: membrane. NCBI's taxonomy places the organism in Eukaryota, Metazoa, Arthropoda, Insecta, Blattodea, Termopsidae. Gene Ontology annotation, molecular function: transmembrane transporter activity. The record is from RefSeq and is a predicted model, not a curated record.
GAAGAAUUUUAUAAUUAGUAUUUACAAAAUUUUAUUUGGCGUUGAUUUCCGAUUAAUGUUGAAGGAGUUGUACGUUCCUCUUGGGCAGAUGCCUUGUACUUGGUUUUAUCGAUUGUACAAGUUCGGUUUAAUCUCCGGUGUCAUCCAUCCUGUAGUUCUUGAGUUGAAUUGUUUUCCUUCGGGCUUGGGGAUUAACUUUCGUACUCAUGUCUGAUGUUUGAUGUGGAGCAAUGUUUUGAGGUUUCUUACAGAUUUGUGUUGCCCAUCAGGUGGCUCUUAGUUUGCGUCUUAAUGAGGCAGAAUUUGACUUUGUAAUAUCUUUACCGGCGUGUUUUUCCACCGAUAAACAAGCGGGCAUCAUCUCGAUAAUUACUCUCUUGUUGCCCGUGGUUGGUGUUCGGUCUUCGUCACCAAAGCGACAAGCCAACGCCCUGUUUGUUGAAUACGAGUGCGUCACUAGAAGAUUAUCCUUUUGGAUAAUUCGACCCGUGAGGACAAGCCAGUCGAAAUUUUAAGUUAAUAAUUAGGCAAUGUCGCGUCGUUUGGGGAAUCAGGACGUUCAUUAAAGUGUUUACGAGAACCAAUCACAGUCUGUGCGUUGUGGCUCUUGUAUUAUAUGCCAAAAGAUUGCCCUGAUGACGGAGGCAGGAAGGACCUCCGAAACGGUGGAAAUCUACACGGCGCACUAACUCGGAAGACAACUAUCAUCAGACUCACCGCUGUGAAAACUUCAAAUCCUACGUUAAAUGUCAAAGUUUUAUCUAAACCUGUUGAAGGAAUCAGAAGAUACGCGCGAAGUAUUGGACUCGCCGAAAAUUAAAUGAACGCGUUUUGGACCAAAUUUGGCGGUUCUUGCUUGCCUUUGCGUUGGACUUUGGACCUAAAUGUGCGGACGCACGUAGUCAAAUGGAAAUCCGCCGUGCAAGGCCGAUGUGAUUAGAUACUUUAGUGGCUUUUGUGGGAUCUGCUUGUGAAGACGCGCGGAUCCUACAGAAGUUUUCUGGCGAGCCAUUGCGAAAAGGAGCGAGAAAACCAUUUCUGUGGAUGUGAGUUUCCAGUCACGACGUUUUUGAAGUUUGCCGAUCGAUGGCAGUGCCCGCGGGGCUCUGGGUUCAGAUCCCGCGACGUCUGUUGCAUUACGUUGCAGCAGAAUGCACUUCCCGCGGUUGUCAGCCAGUGGUUCGCGCGACUCGCCAAGACAAUUGAUAAUGGCGUAUUGUCACUUUCUGGUUGUGCGGUUCUUAACAGUUUUUUUUUCCAGUUGUUGACGAAAUUUCGAAGUGAUCUUGUGCUGUUUUCCUCUGACGUCGUCUUGCGGAUGUUUGUUAGCAAGUGAGCGAGCUAGAACGCCUUAAAAGAGUCCGUACUCAGCGUCGAGUGUCUGGUCGUUAUCAGCCUGUGAUAUUAGGCUACCUGCUUUAUUAAAGAAUGCUGUAAUUCCGGUGUAAUCUUCAGGGGACGAAAGGUCGUCACGUGACAGUCAUCGUGUGAGGUUUUAGUAUCAUUUCGUGUGUGACGAGUAGGGAGCUCAUUAUCGAGAGCGCUGAAGGGUCCAUGACGUCGGUGGGUGCCUUGUCAUCUGUGCGUGAUUCUGUAAGCCUUUUUCCGGCAAUCGAAAUUGUGAGCGGGCAGAACCACUUGGGGUGCUCAUUUGAAAGCUGAUGCUGCACUAAUGUCGGGAAUUAUAACUUUUUGGCAUGAUCGUUCACGCCUUAGUGUGGACAUUUGAUUUUGGUCACUGCGCUGGAAGAAAGAAAAUUUGUUAAAAUCUGACACAAUGGCUCCCACACUGGAUGGCUUGGAGGAAGCCAUUGAAAAGGUUGGAGAAGGAGGGAAAUGGGUAUGGAUAAUGUUCUUGUUGGUGAGCUCGCCGGGCGUGUUCAACAUCUGGCACCUUACGGCAUACGUAUUCUUGGGACAAGCAUUGCCUCAUUGGUGCGCAGUGCCAGAGCUGGAAGCUGCGCACUGGGCGUCAGAGCAGAUUAGAAACAUCAGCAGCCCCGGUGGCAUCUCCAGAGACAGCUGUGAAAUGUUCAAUUGGAAUUACACGCAUUUGGCAGCGUUACGAUAUGAGGAAGCGUUAAGUUUCACUAGCAGUGCUGAGUAUCCUGGUCAAUAUGAGUGUGACAGCUGGUCCUAUGAAGGGAGUGGGAUUGUCUCAGAGUGGGACCUAGUGUGCAGUCGGACUCCCCUCAGAUCUACAGUACAGAUGGCCGUAGCUCUUGGCAAAUUCCUAGGAGCUUUGAUCUUCGGUUUUGUUGCUGACAAGUGGGGUCGUAAGAGAAGCCUCACUAUAUCCUGUGUCAUGUACAUCGUAGCUGGUCCAGUGGCAGCAUUUUCACCGCACUACCUCGUCUUUUGUUUUGCCCGUCUUGCGCUUGGCAUGGCCGGAUCAGGGACAUUCAAUUGCGGCUUCACUCUUUUAACAGAGUUUAUCGCAAAGAAGCACCGCACUCUGCUUGGCAUUCUGUACAACAUGCCGUACCCUGUGGGAAUGAUGCUGUUGCCACUGAUUGCCCUGUACAUCGAGAACUGGCGCAUGCUGCAGUUGGCGCUGUCUGUGCCGACCGUCGUCCUCGUCUUACACAUCUGGUUCCUACCAGAGUCGCCGCGGUGGCUUGUAUCCCAAGGCCGGCAUAAAGAAGCAUGGGAAGUUGUACAAAGAUUUAGCAAGAAAUCAGAAAUGCUGAAAGCCUCUAUGUCCGUUGUUCAGGACAAUUCCAUAGAAAAAGGAGAUUCUGCGAAGGACCUGCCUGUUGCUGCUGAGCAUGCCUCAUGGUACAAACAGGUUAUAGCUUCUCUAAAGAAGUUGUUAGCGAUCUUUGCCAAUGCUGAACUGAGAAAGCGACUUCUUAUCUGUCACUUUGCGUGGUGUGUAACGGCUAUGACAUACUAUGCUCUUGCACUCAAUGCUGAUAACUUCACUGCUGAUAGAUUUGUAUAUGUGGCAGUUGCUGGGGCAGUAGAGGCUGUGAGUUAUGUCCUACCCAUCCCAAUGUUGAGAUGGACAGGCCGACGGACGACAUCAGUAGUGCUGUAUGUGGUAUCUGGAGCAGCUCUUUUGUCUAUUCUCAGCAUACCAGAAGGUAUGACGGACACCAUCAUGAGUGUGGCUAUGCUUGGGCGUCUCUGUAUAGGAGCAGUAUAUUCUGUUAUCAUUCUGCAGACUUCAGAACUGUUUCCAACUGUCAACAGAAACACAGCUGUUGGAACCAGCUCAACAAUGUCCCAUCUGGGCUCCUUAUCAGCGCCUUAUAUUGUUGACAUCCUGGGCGCACAAGCGUGGUAUAUACCGAGCACAAUCUGUGGUGCAGCAGUACUUGCUGCAGGGCUGCUGGUCCUCAUGUUACCAGAAACCAAAGACAUGGAACUGUGCGACACUGUCGAGGAAACGAUGGAGAGAGGGUCUAGAGACAGGGUUUCUUUGCGGAAUUGUUGCCCAUUUUGAUUAGUUCAUUAUGUUACAAUAUUUUAUAUAGUAUUAGGAAAGACUGGUAAAGAAAUUUUAGUAGUUUUAUUCCUAUUAAAAUUUCUGUCUUUAAAUCAGGUUUUAGUAUAGUAUUUUAAAAGUUGUAUUAUUGCUGCUUCAGAGUAGCACUUUGUAAUAUUUUUCUCAAGAAAUUAUAUUUAGCUUACAUACAUGAAUGUUGUGUAACUCGCUCAAGGGCUCUUAAGCUUCGUGAUUUUAAUUAUUUAGAAAACACCUCUCAUAUUGCAUGUAUGUGGCAACUUCAGAUGGUUCUAGCAAGGGAACCUGCACGUAAACUUGUGCAAAACAUUUCUGGAAAUACGUGUGACCUGCAAAGUGAUCUCAAGUGCCGUUGCAGCUCAUCAGCCAGUCAUUUGCAGACAGAGGUUAAGAUUGCACAUGAUUUAAGAUGAGAACAGUACAAUGGGUAAGGAAGGACUACAGUAAGCAGCUUACAGACAUCUUGUUCACAGAAGGACCCUCAGGUGUACGACUGUAAUGCAAGAUGCACUGCCAAGUUAACUUAUGACUUUUGGUUGUGACUGUUACUCUCAUUUACUUUGUGGAUCAAACGGGAAACAUUGGCUAUGUCACCUGAGAUGACCUUUUGGAGAAAGCUGUGAAUGCUCUUUCAGUUCACCAAUGAUACUGCAUCAGCAUCCUUGAUUCAGUGUGUUGGGAUAGAUGGUGCUGUGAGAGUGGUGUGGUAGCUGUCAACCAAAGUUCCAACAUUUUGUUAUACCAAAUGUACUUUAGCAUAUUUUGCUGACUUACAUGUUUAUUACUUUGUCCCGUGAAAGCUCUCUGCAGUCUACUGAUCUUUCAUUAUACAUGACUGAUUACUUAUUGCUGGUUUCUUAGCAAUUUUAAAAUUUACUUCCAUUGGCCUGCCAUGUUAAUGCAUGCAGUCACCAGAUUUUUCAAUGUUAUCCUUCCUGCGCUUGAAUGAACCUUGUAAAAGAAAUAUAAAAAAUACCAGCUGUCCUUAAAGUU